AUGCCAUCCCUCCGCCAUACCCACUUCCACGGUGACCGGGCAUCGACGCAGGCCGUCGUCCACCGCCGCCACCACGUCGGCAGCCGCACUCUUCUAACCCUGGCCAUCGAAACCUCAUGCGACGAUACCUGCGUCGCCGUCCUCUCCAAGGACCCCGGGCCCGGCGGCCGCGCGACCCUCCAUUUCAACAGCAAGGUCACGUGCGACAGCACGGCCUACGGCGGCGUUUACCCGCCCGUCGCCCUGCGCUCGCACGACGCACACCUCGCGCCCCUCGUUGCCGAGGCCCUCGCGGCCCUGCCGCCGAUCGAACAACGCCCCAGGGUCCACGAUGACGAUACACCGGGGGUCAUUGCGGGGGGGUCCGCCGCAAGUGAUAGCCACGGCGGCGGCGUAAUGACAGUCUCCGGCGUCCCCCGCCAGAUGCCCACCUUCGUGACGGUGACCCGUGGCCCGGGCAUGUCCGCAAACCUUGGCUCCGGCCUCGCCACGGCCAAAGGUCUCGCGGCGGCGUGGCAGGUGCCCCUCCUGGCCGUCAACCACAUGCAGGCCCAUGCCCUCACCCCACGCCUCGUGUCUGCCCUCAAUUGGUCUCUUCCUGCACCAUCUCCCUCUUCUCCCCCUCCUCUUCAUCAUCAUCCUCCUGCUGCUGCUGCUGCCUCGGCCCCGAUACCCCUAACACCCGAAUACCCCUUCCUCACCCUUCUCGUCUCAGGCGGUCACACCCAGCUCGUUCACUCCUGCUCCCUCACAGACCACCGCAUCCUCGCUACCACGGUAGAUGUCGCCGUUGGUGACGCCCUAGACAAGGCGGCGCGCCACAUCCUGCCCCCAGACAUGCUGGCCUCCCACGGGGACGUCAUGUACGGCGCCCUCCUCGAGCGCUUCGCCUUCCCGGGUUCCUCGCCUGCGUCCACUCCUUCUCCACCGCAAGAGUACGACUACGAGUAUACCCCGCCCUUCCGUCGCAUCGACGAGAUCGCUACCUACACCUCCCCCUACUCCUGGACCCUGACCCCGCCCCUUGCCGCCUCCCGCGCCCUGUCGUACUCCUUCGUCGGCCUCGGCAGCCAGAUUCACAAGAUCGUCGCAUCCAAGAACGGCGGCGGCAGCGACGAUACAAUGCCACUCGAUGAGCGCAGGUGCCUCGCCCGCGCCGCCAUGCGCCUCCUGUUCGAACACCUGGCCAGCCGCGUCCUCAUCGCCUUGGCCGCCGAACCGGAGCUCAGGGACGCCGUCCGGACGCUCGUCGUUAGCGGUGGCGUUGCAAGCAACCGCUUCCUCAUGCACGUCCUGCGAAAAACCCUUGAUGUUCGCGGGGCCGCCCACAUCGGGCUCACGGCGCCCCCGCCAGCGCUUUGUACGGACAAUGCGGCCAUGAUCGCCUGGACGGGCAUGGAGAUGUACGAGGCUGGCUGGGAAAGUGAUCUCUCAGUGCACGUCCAACGGAAGUGGUCGAUUGACCCGGCGAGCGACGAGGGCGGAAUCCUCGGCCUCGGCGGUUGGGUGAGAAGAAAAUCGAGUGAGUAG
Colletotrichum higginsianum IMI 349063 is the source of this 1530-nucleotide messenger RNA. RefSeq names its product glycoprotease. The coding region runs from base 1 to 1530 and encodes 509 amino acids. The transcript has a single exon. Gene Ontology annotation, cellular component: mitochondrion. The record is from RefSeq and is a predicted model, not a curated record. Gene Ontology annotation, biological process: mitochondrial tRNA threonylcarbamoyladenosine modification. Lineage: Eukaryota; Fungi; Ascomycota; Sordariomycetes; Glomerellales; Glomerellaceae.